ACACAUAAUUUGGCAUUGGCAUUGGCUCAUCUCCUCUCUCUUCCGAAAGAUAAAAACCAUUUUCAUAUUCCAUGGCUUUCUCUAAGCUUCUAGCUGCUUCCCUUCUUGCAUCACUCCUCCUUCUUCAUCUUGUUGAUGCAGCAGAUCAAUCAGCAAUACAGGGUUCUCUUCGGCAAAUAGAUUGCAAUGGAGCAUGCGUUGCAAGGUGUCGUUUAUCAUCUCGUCCAAGAUUGUGCCAAAGAGCUUGUGGGACUUGUUGUAGAAGAUGUAACUGCGUGCCACCUGGCACUUAUGGCAACCAAGAAAAGUGUCCUUGUUAUGCCAGCUUGACCACUCAUGGUGGCAAACCCAAGUGCCCUUAAAAAACAAACAAAAGUUACCUUAAUUGGAAUUUCGACUUCCAAUCGAAUCUGAAUACAUAUAGAUCCAAACCGUUACUACCAUGCAUUAAUAAUAAUAAAUAUUCCUCAUUUGGUCACUAUGAUGUGAACAACAUGAAAAAUAAUAAAUCUGUUUUCAUAGUGUGUAAUAAUAAUCUUAUUUGUGUGAUCGCUUUCAAUUCUGGUCUAUUGUAUCUACUUCUUUUGUACAACCUAUAUCAUUUUGUGUUAAUAAUAAUAUGAGUUUCUUGUUCUAC
Molecule: messenger RNA, 637 nt
Organism: Trifolium pratense (red clover)
Lineage: Eukaryota; Viridiplantae; Streptophyta; Magnoliopsida; Fabales; Fabaceae
Product: gibberellin-regulated protein 1
Exons: 3
Coding region: 72-362 (96 amino acids)
Source: RefSeq, a predicted model, not a curated record